AUGGAUAAUCCUGAAAAAGAUUCGGCGGGUGACCCUCAGCCGCCGCCACCUGUGCCUGGCCCGAGCGGGACGUCUCGCAAGCGGGCCCGGAGCACCAGCAGCAGCUCGAGCAGCAGCUCCUCGAGCUCUUCAUCAUCGUCCGGCAAACGAGGAAUUCCCAAUACCUCAAGAAGUGUACGAAGAAUUGAUGUGGUGGAUGGAGAACUCUCAAUUAGCAACAGCAAUACACUACCCUCCACCGAGUCACUUUUUGACAACGGAUGCUUCAGAUCAGGCUUGGGGAGCGCAGCUAAACAAUCGAGCAAUCUCAGGAAGUUGGACUUCAGUAGAGAAAGGAUUGCAUUGCAACCAAAAAGAAAUGCUUGCCAUACUGCAUGCCCUCCAAUGCCAGAUUCACGAACUCCACCACAGUUCGAUUCUCAUACAAUGCGACAGCAAGACUGCAGUAGCACAUCUCCGAAAAGAAGGAGGCACAAAGUCGUUACCCCUAUUGGAAAUAACACACCAAAUUUUGAAUCUACUAGAUCAACAUCAAAUAUAUUUCAAAAUACAUUACAUACCAGGAAAAUACAACAAUCAUGCCGACCAUUUAUCACGCCUUCGCACACCUCCAGAAUGGCACUUACUGGCACCAGGCGUAGACAUAGUAUUUGCGAAAUGGGGAUAUCCAGUGAUAGACCUAUUUGCCUCGAAGACAGCACACGUAAUCAGCAAUUACGUAUCAUUGGAUCAGACAGAUCAUCAAGCUCUAUUUCACGACGCGUUCAGUGUUCCAUGGAACUACCCCCUCGCGUGGGUAUUUCCACCACCGUUUCUAAUACCCAAAGUCCUGAUUCACCUAAAUCAGUCAACGGGGGUGUUUCUAAUAGUGGUGCCUCGGUGGGAGAAAGUAUACUGGCGCGCAGACAUCAAAGCUCGGGCACUCGCGGCUCCGUUAACCUUGAGGAACCUUCAGAGACAUCUUGUCGACACAACAACGGGGCUACCUCCUCCGAACGUAGAGAACCUGGUUCUAGAGGUAUGGAGAUGUGGGGGUGGUCCGAGGCGGUAGAAACAUGGAAUCCUCAACAAGUAUCCCUACUUAAAAAUUCCCGGCGAAAAUCUACCUUGAAAACUUAUGAGGUCGCGUGGAAACGUUGGUGUUCUUGGGCCACUACUAAUGGCAUUAAUAUAAACAGUCCUACUGGCCCACAAUUAGCACAAUUCUUAUCUGAUUUAUACUUGAUUCACAAUUUGUCUUACAACGUUAUGUAG
This is a messenger RNA of Ostrinia nubilalis (European corn borer), 1254 nucleotides long. RefSeq lists its product as uncharacterized. NCBI's taxonomy places the organism in Eukaryota, Metazoa, Arthropoda, Insecta, Lepidoptera, Crambidae. Bases 1 to 1254 code for a protein of 417 amino acids. The transcript is spliced from 2 exons. The record is from RefSeq and is a predicted model, not a curated record.